UGUUUCAGUGGAGGAGGAGGAGGAGGAGAAAGAGGAGGAGGAGGAGGAGAAAGAGGAGGAGGAAAGCUGCUGCUGUAGCAGACAUGGAGGAGUUAAGCGCUGUAGGAGAGCAGGUUUUCGAUGCCGAGUGUAUUCUCAGUAAAAGACUGCGAAAGGGAAAGUUGGAGUAUCUGGUGAAGUGGAGAGGUUGGUCGUCUAAGCACAAUAGCUGGGAGCCUCAGGAGAACCUGCUGGACCCGCGACUGCUGGCUGCAUUUAAUAAGAGGGAGCAGGAAAGAGAGCUACUGAUUCGGAAACGAGGGAAACGACCACGUGGAAGACCUCGGAAAAUCAUGGAUCCCGUUCAGCCAGCCUUAAAGUCAAGCAGCUCCUCGUCAUCUUCAUCUUCUUCUGAUUCAUCAUCAUCUUCAUCCUCCUCGUCUUCUUCGUCGGAGGAGGAGGAGGAUGAUGAUGAUGACCAGGAUGUCAGCAACAGAAAGGCAAAGCCAAGCCCACGAGUGCGGGAGCUGCACCCUGUCCCGCAGAAGAAGGCUCAGAUCGUGCUGGCCAAACCAGAUCCUCCAAAGAAAAAGAAGCGAGGCAGGAAACCUCUUGCUCCAGAGCUGAGGGCCUUGAAGCAGAAUCAGGCUAAAAAUCCACGCAAAAUUCUGAAGCCACCUCUAAAAGAUUCUCUCUCAGAUCUGCAUAGCAGCAUCAAGAAACCCCUGAUGCCAGCCAGUUUCACCUACACAGGCCUGAAUCGAGCUGCCAACAGGGAGACGAUGGUCAUGCAGAACCGAGGAGCUUUUAGUGCCAAUGAAUCGCCAAAGAACACGCUGGGAUCUGCCCAGUCCCAAGGAAAACCUGUGACGGAUUUUAAGCUCUCAGUCUCAGACAUGGGUAAUGCCGGUAGUCUGGAUUUAAAAAACUCAUCUUCUAAGUCUCCAGGUGUGGCUUCUCUCAGUUUGCACAGUUCAAAACUUACCACCAGUACCAAUGGACAGGCAGCAGGUGGAGCUCCUAAUUGGACAAAAAAGCAGGAAACCCCAGUUCUGCAGCGACCAGUGAACAUGAAACCUUCUGCUUCCUCUCUCUCCUCAGUGAAAAGCCCCAGUACUCAGGUCUCCAGCUUGUCUAGUGUCAACAAAAAACAGCUCUGUGUCAGUUCUUCUCCAAAAGAUGUCUCUAACCUUAGGGGUCCUGGGACCAUAGUGAAAAAAGCUCCAGUGCAGGAAAAAAGCGCUCCGGCCGAAGGAGGGAUUUUGGGUCGACCAGGACCCCGGGAUUUCAGCAUACCACAGGGGGUAGAAAAAGUGAAAAUGGAGGAUCCGUUAGAGAGAUUGGGGAAAACACCUCUGGGAAGACAGAGGAAGGUCCCGACAUUUGCUGGCACAAAAGAUGGCGGCAAAACCACAAAGCCGCUAAGCGAGAUGAGCACGGGUGAGGAGGGGAGCAGCUCGGAUUCGGAGCAGGACUCGCCGUUCACUGGGGAAAGCCAGGAAUUGUCAUUGGAAGUGCAGUCAGAAUGCAAGGACUGGAGGCCAACACGAAGCCUCAUUGAACAUGUCUUCGUUACUGAUGUCACUGCUAAUCUGGUCACUGUAACUGUUAAAGAAUCGCCGACUAGCGUGGGUUUCUUUAGCAUCCGGAAUUACUGAGAGCGUCGGACAACAGAUUCUUUAUGUACCUAUUGAUAUUGGGUAUCGUAGAAAAGUGUUGUAGACCCACAAAGUUACACACACACAAAGUCUGUUCUGGAAGCUUCUUCUUUGUGGAAGAACAAGAGGAUAACUGAGAAAGGCAACAAUCUGAAGGACUGACGAAAGAAUGGUAACCAUUUGGUGCUUAAUAACUGCUCAGUUUUCUACAUAACCUCAGAUUCAGGUAUUUAGCCCCCUGGUUUUUUUUUUUUUUUUUUUUUUUUUUUUUUCUCCAUUUCAUUAAACCAUCAGUGUCUUAUAGUAAGACUGGAUUUUCUGGGAACUGCUGGAAGCCUAGAAGAACAAAACCUGAGACAUGACCUUUACACAAGGAGUGAACCAUUUGGUGCUUGGAGAUCAAACGAAGUCUGACGAUUUGUCCAUGUCAGUGGAGUAUGG
Molecule: messenger RNA, 2078 nt
Organism: Tachysurus vachellii
Lineage: Eukaryota; Metazoa; Chordata; Actinopteri; Siluriformes; Bagridae
Gene: cbx2
Product: chromobox homolog 2 (Drosophila Pc class)
Exons: 5
Coding region: 84-1637 (517 amino acids)
Biological process (GO): negative regulation of transcription by RNA polymerase II
Cellular component (GO): heterochromatin; PRC1 complex
Source: RefSeq, a predicted model, not a curated record